This is a messenger RNA of Nicrophorus vespilloides, 830 nucleotides long. RefSeq names its product ubiquitin-conjugating enzyme E2 G1. The coding region runs from base 109 to 612 and encodes 167 amino acids. The record is from RefSeq and is a predicted model, not a curated record. NCBI's taxonomy places the organism in Eukaryota, Metazoa, Arthropoda, Insecta, Coleoptera, Silphidae. Gene Ontology annotation, biological process: proteasome-mediated ubiquitin-dependent protein catabolic process; protein polyubiquitination. Gene Ontology annotation, molecular function: ubiquitin conjugating enzyme activity. The transcript is spliced from 6 exons.
UAUGUUUGAUGAUAUUCAAUGUGGUGUAGAUUUGCAAGAAGGACCGGCCAUCUUUUUACAGUAACUUGUUUGUUUGGUGGAUUUAGAUCAAAAUUUAAUUUGUAAUUAAUGUCAGAACCACAGUCCGCACUUUUAUUAAGGAAGCAACUAGCAGAAUUAAAUAAGAACCCUGUUGAGGGUUUUUCUGCUGGGUUAAUAGAUGACAAUGACAUUUAUAGAUGGGAAGUACUUAUUAUUGGUCCACCCGACACUUUGUACGAAGGCGGGUUUUUCAAAUGUCAUCUUAAUUUUCCGAAGGAAUAUCCUCUUAGGCCACCUAAAAUGAAAUUCGUAACAGAAAUAUGGCAUCCUAAUAUUGAUAAAAACGGAGAUGUGUGUAUAUCAAUAUUGCACGAACCGGGCGAUGACAAAUUCGGUUACGAGAAAGCGUCAGAGAGAUGGUUACCCGUGCACACAGUAGAAACUAUUUUAAUUUCCGUCAUUUCCAUGCUGGCGGAUCCCAACGACGAGUCACCUGCCAAUGUCGAUGCCGCUAAAGAGUGGCGGGAGUCAUAUUCUGAAUUCAAACGAAAGGUAGCGAGAUGUGUUCGGAAAUCCCAGGAGGAAUUAUAAACUCAUUCAGUGAUCGUCCAUUAAUUAACAGAGAAGGAGCGCAUCUUCGAAAAGAAAAACUCUUUGGAUUCUCACCUCUCCUCUAGCCAGAUUAUUAUUACUAUUUUCUGUUAUUAUUAAUUAUUACUACUUAUAAACUAGUGAGCGAUUUCACCUAUUAUUAUUAUUUGUCUGAUACUCUAUAUCCAUUAUAUAUAUAAUUUUCUUUAAAAACUUUA